Messenger RNA from Hyalella azteca, 1342 nucleotides. RefSeq names its product retinol-binding protein pinta. Gene Ontology annotation, cellular component: membrane. NCBI's taxonomy places the organism in Eukaryota, Metazoa, Arthropoda, Malacostraca, Amphipoda, Hyalellidae. Bases 175 to 1107 code for a protein of 310 amino acids. The record is from RefSeq and is a predicted model, not a curated record. Gene Ontology annotation, molecular function: phosphatidylinositol bisphosphate binding. The transcript is spliced from 6 exons.
AUGCAAUUUAUCCCUGUUAGUGAUCAUAAGAGCAUUUGAUGACCUAUCUAAUCGAUCCCUCUUUUCUACUCCCAUGUGAACCAGUAGACUUCUCGAGGUGCAAGUAUUUAUCACAUAAAAUCCAUUAUUCUAUUUAGCAAGCAAGCAUUUCAUAACACGAAUAAUAUCUGAGGAAUGGAGCCUUACGUGUGCCGUCUGGAUGAAAACAUUCAAGCCAUCGCACGCAGGGAGCUGGGGGAAGACGCCCGCACGAGGGAAGAAGCCCUUGCCCAGUUCAGAGACUGGCUCAAGACAAAGCCGCACAUUGUAGCCAGAACAGACCACCAGACGCUUCUGCGUUACUUACGGGGUUGUAAAUUCAACGUCGACAAAGCACAGAUGAAGUUGGAAAUGUACUAUGCCUGCAAAACGGUGAUGCCCAAGCUACUCAUCAACAGAAAUCCUUUCCUGCCAGAGAUUCAAGCUGUCUUGCGACUUGGACUCAUGGUUCCAUUACCGGGAUAUGACGCAGAAGGUCGCAAGGUGAUCUUGGCGCGGUUAGGGGCAUGGGAUCCCAAAAAGCAUAAGCCCAAGGACCUUCUAAAGGCAGCAUCGAUGCUCCUGGAUGUCCUCUUCAUGGACGAGGAGCAGAUAAGCGUGACGGGCUUCGUCCAGCUGCACGAUUUAUCAGGCUUUUCCCUCAAACACGCGUCGGUGCUCGACGUCUCGCUCGUCAAGAGGGUUAUGACCGUCUGGAGAGAGGCGUACCCUAUUCGACCGAAGGCCGUGCACUAUAUCAACACCCCCGCUGCCUUCAAACCGAUCUUCGAAGUCGGCAAAAAGUUUAUGAAAGAGAAGAUGAAGAAAAGAGUCUUUGUACAUGAUACCAACAUGAAUGCUCUCAACAAACACAUACCAGCAUCGUUCUUACCAAAGGAGUACGGUGGAUCCAAAUAUUCACUAGCGGAAGUUACUGAACAUUGGGCUAGACGAAUUGAGAUCUACAGGAAAUGGUUCGACGAAGACGAGAAGUAUAAAAUGACCGACCGUAAGCACGCACUGGCAUUGAAAAAAGUCAAAGACGUCGUAUCAGCCAGUCAGUCUAUAAAAAAACUUGAAAUUGACUGACACGCACUACUGAAUGUGACACACACUUCUAGGAUCACGAAUAUCCAAUGCGGAAAUUAUGUGGAAGUUUUCUUAGAAAAAAUACGCUUCGGCAAAUUAGUAUAAAUAAUAUGAUUUUAGCUAUAUUAGCAAAAGAACCGUCACACUUUAUGUUUUUACACGAGAAUAGCCUACUUUUUUGUCUUCUCACAAGUGAACUUUGGAAAAAAAUCUAUGACGACGCUCAUUAAAGCGU